AUGGUGAGUCGGAAGCGGAGAGAAUAUAGGACUAGAACCACUCUUCUUGAGAGCGAUUCGGAAGAUGACGUCUCGUCGUCUGGGUCAGCCACCGAAGCCGAGGAUCUGGAGGAAGACAUCGACAUGGAAGACCUCGACACUACUGAGCUGGAGAAUGUUCAUAGUGAUGAAGACUGCCUGGAAACGGAAGACGCUGACAAGAAGCGCGAGAAACACUUUUGCAAAGAGAUUUGGCAACUUAAGAAGCUACCGUAUAGUGCAGAGCUCGAAGAGCAAGCCAAUCGCCACUUCCAAAUGAUCAAGAAGGGACUCGCAGAAUCGAUUCUCCUGAAUGAUGCUGCGACUGGAUUUUGCCACUGGACGAUGGAGCUCGACAAGUAUAUAGACUUCUAUGGUCGUCGGUUUUCCAAAGAAGAGCACAUCCAAUUGAUUCGCAUCUUCCUUCCGCUUGUCAAAAAAGGAGCAAUUUUCCGCAAUGUGAAAAUCGCGAUGCGCACAUUGUACACUCUACUUUGUAAGAAGGACUUUCUGACUCGCGAAGAUUUGGUGAUCGAGUGGCGACCAUUGAUGGAGCUCUACGUUGAAGUCACGUUCAAGAAUCUGGAGGAAGACGGUCUGUUUCUGAUGCCAGACGGAUUCCGAUCAGAUUUGCACACGCUGAUAUUCUACGCUCGUCCCUACUUCUCGGAUGAAUCAGUUCAAGAACUCCUCGAUGAAGUCAGACCGUUCAUGUGCAUUUGGGAUGAAUCGUGCCUUCGAUAUUGGAAACUGAUGGAUUUGUUCCUGUGCACUUCCUUACCAGUAGAGAAGCAGCUUACACAUGGAUCUGCUAUUUGGCUCGAUGAAGCAUGGUAUUGGUAUGAACAAAUCACGAACAAUUCAUUAUUCGAAACACAAGCCAUCAAAAUGUUUGCAAGAUUAUCUGUCGAAUGUCCCGGACACAUUGACUGGACGGACAAGCUGGAUCUCAUUUUCAGUCGUCUUCUGAGAGCUCUGCGUCUUGGACAUGUCACCGGACUUUGCCAAAUUUUCAAUCAGGAAUACGGAUCCAUCUGGCUAGUUUUCAUGAUAGGAACAAAAUCACACGAAAAGCUGAUGAGUCACCUACGUGAUUUGUUCAAUCAAGUCGAAUCAUUCUUGCACCCUUCGAACAAUGGACUCCAUACGCAACACAUUAUGGUUCUUCUCUCCAAACUGCUUUCGAAUACACUCCUUCGGUUAAAAAGAGAACGAUCUGAAAAAUCGCAGAGUCGUACCAGAACAUUGACAAAGAUCCCCGAUGAAAUGCGACUGACACAAGCGCAUCUCGACGAGCUGGUCAACAUGCUGCUUCCAAGUCUCAAGCUCAUUGCGUUCACAAAAACAUGCAAGGAACUCGUCAGUCCUGCAUUCAGAUCUGCAUGUCUGUUAUGUCCCAAGAUCAUCCUUCCGGUCGUUCUUGAAAUGGUCUAUCCGGCACUUGAAACGUUGGUCGAACCACAUCGUCUUCUUCAAACUCUCGGAACUCUUCUUGGUGUUUUGAUUCCAUUGGUGAAAGACGAGCCGGAUGAAAACGGAAAAACUUAUCGAAGCCAUGUUAUUACGAUACUCAAUUCGUUGCUACCUGGCCUCGAUUGUAAUGAUAUCAGCAAAUGUAUGGUCACAUAUCAAAUCAUCGGAGUUAUUGUGAAUAUGAUUCCAAUUGUUGAUUGCUCAGAAGCAGUUCAUGUUCGAUGUGAUCUCAGUGAGGACGAAAAAGAUCUUUGUUCAGCGACGGCUAGCUUUGAUUCGCUCAUCUCUAUGCUUAUGGAUCGAAUGUUUGACAUGUUGAUUGCUGUUGGUCAAACAGCUAGUACAACCAGCACACAUGGAUCUAUCUCAGCUAAAACUGGAAAUAACAUUGAGGAUCAGAUCUUCCACCGAGGGACUCUAUCAGUCUUCAAAGGAAUCUGUAGAAACAGUAGCACAGAGCUGUUCAAUAUUGCUGUUAACAAGUUAUACAAUGUCGCAUGUGAGCAUGUGUUCGAUAGUCGAAUUGCCAACGACGUGAUCGGAGAUAUGAUUCAAGUGGCUUGCAAAUUCCAUCCCGACAUCGCCUUCCAGAAGUUCUUCAAGCUUGUUAUCUCCAAGUUACAGGGAUGUAUUACUCCUGAGUUCUACACGGAUGAAAAAGUUGAGUUUGGAACUCUUUGGUGGAUCUCGAUUGCCUCUAGAAUGAUCAAAGUGCAUCCAAAACUUCUUCUGGAUAACUGGCACAUGGUUGAAACUCUCAUGGAUCUUGUAAUGCCCAUAAAGAAGUGUACCACGGCUACUGAAAAGGCGCUCAACGUUCUCGACAACCUUCUUGAUCAAUUGACAUCUAUUCAAAUCAAUUCUCUCGUCGAGCGGCGAAAAAUGUAUGAUCUCCCAACAGAUCAAUUCUUGGCGAUCAGACAUUGGGCAGCUCCCGUAGAGAAGAAGAACUGGAAUCCAGAGUGGAUCAUUCCCACCCAAGAAUCUAUUGAUCGAUCAACACAACUUCUGAGAAAAUGGUUGAUACCAACUAUUGAUGCAUUGAAUGCUCCUACCGGAAUUCCCAAGAAGGAAAUGCUUCAUCGCCUUUACCUAAUCAGAAGUGCACUCCUUGGAUCAUGUUUCUCAUUGCCUCUUCUUGAGGGAAAGAUCAUUCCACUUGCCGACUCGCACAUUAUUACUCCUGAAGACGAAAUGAUGACAAUUGUGAAACCGAAAGGAACCCCCGAAAUCUCAAUUGAUGGGAAAAAUGUGCGAAAGAUAAUCCUUGACUGCACAAUUGGCUUGAUCAAUUGGCUUCUAGAGCACAAUCCGGAUGACGUAAAAUCCCUUCAAGAAGCUGUUUCAAUUCUCAGAAGUCUGCCACUCAAUCGUGGAUACACCAAAGAAUUGUACAACACGUCAUCAACUAGUUAUCGUGUCACCAAAACAAUGCUCUGCGACAAGUUGGCUGGAAAUCGUAGUAAUAUCGAGAUGAUUGUGGAGGAGUACGUCAUGUUAUUGCAUCGCAAGCGUGUCGCUCACACGCAAGGAUGGCAUUAUAACGAACACCACAAGCUUCUCCAGGAUACGUUGUUGAAAGUAGCCACAAGUACAUACAGCGAGAACCGUGCUAAAGCCCAGGCAAUUCUUCUCGGCAAACUGAGAGAGCAUCCAUACUCAUACAAGCGAAUCGUUAAUGACAUUCUUGCAUUUUUAGAACCUGGAAACGAUGUGACUCAUGAGCAGCUGAAAGGAGCUUUAUAUUUGCUUAUUGACGGCAAGAAGCAGUCGUUGAUGCUUCGUAUGGAAUUCGAACAACAGUCGAAAAUGUGGCCUGCGCUCGUCAAAGUUCAGCACAGCGAGAAGCCAUCGAUCAUUGCUCUUCUCGAAACGGCUCAGAACAUGAUCGUCGAUAACUAUGAGAGUUAUCGUCUCAAAUACGAGUGGGAACCGGAAAACGUGGAAGCUGCAUGGAAGCUGUUGAAAGCGGCUGAUGAAGGAUCUCCUUUGCACAACGCCGAAAUGCUUCGUGGACCGACGAAAGAGGAACUCGCCAAAUACAAAGAUUUGCUUACGGAAAAGUACGAGAAGUCAAAGUCUAAUUACUUCUCGUUGAUCGAACAACUAUUUUCUCUCGCUAAUGACCCAACUCUUCACUGGCGCCCACUUGAUAUGGCUUACUCGAUGCUGUCAAUGCAAGUUCGACGGGACUGCCCUCUUCCGGAUAAUGUUGUGAAGAUGUUUGUACGGCUUCUUAUCAACGAUACAGUCAAGACCAGAAGAAUCGCAUCUGCCGUUGUUGCUUCGUGGUUGAAGAUGACAAAACCGAAAGCAGUCAAGCGAGAAUAUGUAAUUCCAUACAAGGCACCAAACACUUCGGUUGGGGCUAAACAUCCUAUUCCAUAUGGCUUCCGAACGGACAACCGUUGCAUGAUGUACGAAGAAGAAAAGUUGCCGAAAACUGAUGAAGAAUGGGAUGCAUUCCAGUUCUGUUGCAAACAAAACUGGGGAUCCUACACGUGGCCUGCAAAACUGACGACAUACGCUCCAUUGAAAGAGCAGAAGGCUAUCGACAGAAGCUUUGAUGAGUUUAGUGAAGUUGAGAAGUAUAUUGUGGAAACAUUCCAAGAUGAAAAAUUCAUGACUCGUUUCCGCGAACUUUUCUCCAUCGAGAUGAAGAAGGAAGAUGAAUUGUUCAAUGCAGUUCACUUCUCUUUGUUCCAAGGGCUCUUCAGAUGCUACGGAGAUGUUUUGACUCACGCAUUCCGCACCCAGUUGGAGAUUCUACUUGCAAGUGCCAAAGAAUAUGAACAGAAACUGGCAGCUGAAAUUACAGCAGGAUUGAUCAAUGGCUCGAAGCUCUGGAAAUACGAGAAACAGCGGAAGUUGUGGAAUUGGCUCGAUCCUCUUCUCACCAAAACCUUUGAAAUCAUGAAGGAGGAUGGACUACGCAAUUGGGGAGUCGCCAUCGCCACAGUUUGUGGUUGCUCUGAAGCUCGGAUGCUGAAACCACUACUCGAUCUGCUCUUCAAAUUGGUGGAACGACCAACAGACAAUGCAUAUGCUGCAAGUAGCAGGAUGUUCCUUGUGCAAUCAGCUUUGUGUCAAUUUGAAUGGAGAGGCGUUGAAUUGUGGAACAAACUAGUAGACAUGAUGAAAGGAUCUUUGGUACAACCGUUCGCUAACUUGAGAGAUCGCGUUGCCAUCUCUCUCGUCUCCGCUACUUGGUACGAUCUCCCAGCAGUUAAUGUUGACCCCUCGCUCCCGAAACGUCUGCAACCACCACGAAUCGCUGAUAUUUCAGCCCUCUACAAGGACUUACUGGGAACUUGCUGGGACGAAGUACGAUUGGUUCGCGAUGCCGAUUCCUCCAAUGGUGUGAAUGGUACAGCGAAUGGGUUGUCUUCUUUGUCUGUUCCGACUAAUGGGCUCAAUGGAGAGACUAUGACUCAUUCUGCAUCAAGUGCAUCACUGGCAGAGGUAUCCGAAGUAAAGAAGCAAGCUCGCCUCACCCUUCGUGCAGUAAUCUCGUUUGUCUUCAACACUUGCAAUCAGUCUUAUGAUGCGUAUCCACCAUCAUUCAUCGAACUGCUUCCACUUUGGUGUCAUUAUUCUAAUGAUGUUGGUGAUGAGGAGCUUCAAAAGACUUGUUCCUCGUUGUGCAUCACACAAAUGGAAGCGAUUUACAUUUCACCUGAAAACGCUCCAGAAGUUAUUCGCCAGUUCCAGCAAAUUCUCUCCUCGCCGUGUUGGUGGAAAGCAAAAGUAGCAGCAUUGAAGAUGAUUCGAAUGUUGGUUUUCUCAAAUCGAUAUGUCUUCAGAAUACAUCGUGAUGAUAUUGGAAUGAUCCUCGUCAAUUCCCUGAAUGACAGUCAAAUUGAAGUUCGUGAACGAGCCGCAGACGCAUUGAGCACACUUCUUCAAUCCAAAUUCUUUGAAACGACAUCUGAACUUAUCAACAAGUUCUGUACUGCUGCACACUCAAAAGAUCUUAUUCAAUCGCAUGGGGGAGUCCUUGGACUGUCGGCUAUCAUCUUGGCCUUCCCAUACUCGGUGCCAACUCUUCUUCCAGGAGUUCUGAUGACAAUUUGUAAAUUUGCCACAGAUAAGAAUGCAACGAUUCGAGACGCUGUCAAACGCACACUGUCGGAAUUCAAGCGCACUCAUCAAGAUUCGUGGCGUGAGCAUGAACAACAAUUCAAUGAGGAUCAGCUGAUGGUGCUUCGCGACUUGCUCAUUUCUCCCAACUACUACGUCUAG
Messenger RNA from Caenorhabditis remanei, 5733 nucleotides. RefSeq lists its product as uncharacterized. Gene Ontology annotation, biological process: proteasomal ubiquitin-independent protein catabolic process. The transcript is spliced from 8 exons. NCBI's taxonomy places the organism in Eukaryota, Metazoa, Nematoda, Chromadorea, Rhabditida, Rhabditidae. The record is from RefSeq and is a predicted model, not a curated record. Gene Ontology annotation, cellular component: nucleus; cytosol. Gene Ontology annotation, molecular function: proteasome binding; peptidase activator activity. The coding region runs from base 1 to 5733 and encodes 1910 amino acids.